AUGUCGAGGAUGAUUACUCGCAAUGGUGGUGUUCGCCCUGCUGACGGGUUGUCUGGAGUGACCCAGGACAAGGACAAGGUUAAGGAGUCACCGUUGGUGGCUGAUGCUUCUGCUGCGUCAUCGGUCAAGCGUACAACUGCUCUGUUCACGGAAGCGGAUAAGGAAGCUCUUCAGCCUGGCGGAUCGGCUCAAGGCAUUAAAGAUGCUGCGCGAGACUUACUUGCGACGGCGACUACUGGUGCUGUGCUGCCUCAGAAGGACGGCUUGGAUGUGUCGGAACCUGCAUCUGGAACGGGGGAGAAUGGUCAGCAUCAGGACAAGGGUGCGGGGGUCAAAGUUACGGCUACGGCUACGACUACGGCUGAUGAGGAUGACGAGGAUGACGGCUACCUGAGUGAUGACCCCGAGGAGCGUUAUGAGGCUGCUGCGAAGGGCGAGGUGGCGCAACGGGUCCGGUUUGCCAUCACUCUGCUGGUUCCUGUUGAAUUCAAGCCGGAGGUGACGCGGGUGCAGGCGACUCUGCGUGCGCUUUUCGGAAUCUGGAAGAAGGAUUUGGGGGUCGAUGUGCAGUCCACUACCAAGUUCCAGGAGCUGGGUACUCAGUACCUGAAUAAGAAGCAGUACUGCCGUCUUCAGGUGUCGUUUGAUCGGGCGCGUGACGCUAACUUCGUCUGGCGUCAUGGGAUUGUCCACGUCUGUAUGGAUGGGAAGACAAGGAUUAACCUGGAUUGGCAGCACCCGGUGAAUCCGGCUUAUGUCAAGGCGCGUGCGGCUGACCCAACGCUGGUGGAGGUCCUGUUCAAGGGGGUGGAUGCGGUCAUUACGCCUGAUAUGCUUCGCGAGAUGCUGGUGGUGGUAAAGCUGCUAAUGAAGUGGGUGUCUCGGAUCUGCGCAGCCGCCUCAAUCAGACUCACAGAUCUGACCAGGCUUAUUCUGAAGGACCCGGCGCUGUUGUUGAUUUUGACCGGUGGGAACCGCGAGGAGUGGAUCUGCGUGCAGGAGUGCUGCGACAAGGCGUGUGGGGUCACUUUUGCGCAGGCCGCGGAACACGUUGUUUCCCAGCGCCACAGCGAUGGCACGGUGUCAGGCGCGGCUACCCGCAGCUCCAAGGCUGGUGUCGCUUUGCCGGCCGCGCGGAAGGAGUUUGGCGUGUGA
This is a messenger RNA of Closterium sp. Naga37s-1, 1155 nucleotides long. Lineage: Eukaryota; Viridiplantae; Streptophyta; Zygnematophyceae; Desmidiales; Closteriaceae. The record is from the annotation of a GenBank genome assembly.